Messenger RNA from Solea solea (common sole), 1873 nucleotides. RefSeq names its product synuclein, gamma b (breast cancer-specific protein 1) (gene sncgb). Gene Ontology annotation, biological process: synaptic vesicle endocytosis; chemical synaptic transmission; synapse organization. Gene Ontology annotation, molecular function: cuprous ion binding. The transcript is spliced from 5 exons. The coding region runs from base 312 to 653 and encodes 113 amino acids. The record is from RefSeq and is a predicted model, not a curated record. Gene Ontology annotation, cellular component: neuronal cell body; axon terminus; cytoplasm. Lineage: Eukaryota; Metazoa; Chordata; Actinopteri; Pleuronectiformes; Soleidae.
CUCCUCCUCUUCCUCUCCUUCGUCUCCUCUCCAUCUCGUGCAUACCCGUCGUUUCCUCCACCCUCUUCGUCUCAUUCUGCGAGCUCUCGUCCUGCUGUGCAGUCCUCUCAAACCCUCUGUUGUAGCACCAAAGGUAGGAGGAGCCACCAGCACACACACAUUCACACACACAUUCACACACACACACACACACUCCCUCUCUCUCUCGCUCUCUGACAUCCCUGCUGCACACACUGUAAGCACUAGCCAGCCAUUCAGCCAGCCACCCAGUCAGGCCAGUUUGGAGCAGCCCAGCCGUUUCAUCGCCCAAGAUGGAUGUACUGAUGAAGGGGUUCUCCAUGGCCAAAGAAGGAGUGGUGGCCGCCGCAGAAAAGACCAAAGCCGGGAUGGAGGAGGCAGCAGCCAAGACUAAGGAAGGGGUGAUGUAUGUAGGCAGUAAGACAAAGGAGGGAGUUGUGUCAUCAGUAAACACAGUGGCCAACAGGACCGUGGAUCAGACCAACAUCGUGGGAGACACAGCGGUCGCCGGGGCCAACGAGGUGUCACAGGCAUCCGUGGAGGGAGUCGAGAACAUCGCUGCGUCGACCGGGAUGGUCAACCAGGGAGAAUACGGGGGAAUGGAGCAGGGUGGUGAAGGAGGAGAGGGUUAUUAGUCGUCUUCAGGAACCCCCCCGCCGAUCUUUUCCGUCAGCCCCCGGCUAUCCUCUCACCUUGCUGACUCCAGAUGUUCAACAUAUUUUUCUGUGACUUUACGGAACAAAAUCAACUAAAAACAGACUCUUCCAGAUGUUGCACCUCAGCCUCCCCCUCCCCCCCGUCCACCCACUUCCUCCCCCCUCUGAUUUUCUGCAGCCUGUAGCUUUCCCUCCCGCCCCCUACCUCACCUGUGUGUGUUAUAGUGUUGUCCUGAUAUGAAUCCUGGUGUUGCUACUGCCCUCCGCCGACCACCUGAUAGGGAAACCUCACACACAAACUCACACACACACAAACAAAAAAAAAAAAAGAGACACACCUUCAUUAGGCACAUGCAUGAAACACACACACAUACAGUGCAUAGAGUUAACGCCAGCACAGACGCACACACUGGACAAAGUGAGCGGUUUGCUGUAGGAAAUGAAAUUGUGGUUUUGUGAAUACAGUUGAGCCGCUGCAGUCCACGACAUUAACUCUCUGUGAGACUGAGGCGGGGUGUAAGCUGCUGUUUGUGUUCCCGUGUGUCCAUGUCGGCUUAUAUAGUAUGUGUGCGUGCAUGUGUAGCUGCAGGUAUAUACAAAUAAAACUAAUCUCCAGAGGAGAUGUGCAGGGGAAUCGAGCACUAAUGGCAGAUUUCUUUCUGAUGUGUGUGUGUGUGUGUGUGCAGUAGUUAGUUAGUGACAGUAGACUGCAUGAACAGAUGUGUAGAAUGACCCGUCGUGUGUUGAAUCCGUAGAGUAGCAGCUGUUCUCCGUGGCUUUGUGUGGCUUAGUGUGCGUUUCGGCUUGAUGUGUAGAAACAGGGUUGUUACAGUGACAUUAACUAAAACACGCUGCUCAUUUUUCCUCAAACAUGACAUUAUGAAAACACGAGGCAUGUUUGCUGCGACAUCAGCUACGGUCCAUACUCGAUUGGUUUUAUUAGACCUGACCGACAGCGACAUUCCCUGCAAACAACCAGUUUUAAAUGCUAAACUGUGAUCAUUCUUUCCCGUCACAAGCAGUGUUUCCCACGAGGAGUAGCCAGUCGGUGCUAACUUAGGCAGAAAAUAAAGUUAAAGGCUAAACAUCUUUCUCGCCGCUGUUCAAAUGUACAGAGCUUUAUUUGAAAUCCUCGUGGAGACCCGAAUGAUUCCAAACAAGUCAGGAUGACUUUUGGGGGGAAAUGUGCAUAAAAUGCU